AGCGCGUGGAGAACAUCAACAAAACGUUAACCUAUUAAUACAAAAAGCUUCGGAAAAUGACAAAUCCACGAGUAAUAUUGAACGAAUAUGGAAUUCCAAACGCUGCAGAGUUUACUAACCUCCAAAUGGAGGGAGAAUGGAACAUUAAUAAAUACAUGAAGAAAAUCAAAGUGAAUGUCGUGAAACAGUCAGACGAUGGACGAGAACUCGAGUUUGACAUAGCCGGAUGUUCAGCAGCACUGGCCAAUGCAUUUCGUCGAAUUCUCCUCAGUGAAGUUCCUUCGAUGGCUAUUGAAAAGGUUUUCAUACUUAAUAACACCAGUUUAAUUCAGGAUGAGGUCCUCGCACACAGACUGGGGUUGAUCCCCCUGAAGGCAGAUCCCAAGUAUUUUGAAUACCCCACGACCUCUGGAAACACUGAGGAAGAGGCCAGUGAUCAGGACACACUCAGAUACGAGAUGAAAGUCACCUGCACCUGGAAUCCUCAUCCUCCUAAGGAUUCCAAGAGACCUGAGGAUAUUUAUCGAAAUAGUAAUGUUUACAGUCGAGAUAUUAAGUGGGUGCCAAUUGGCAGGCAAGCAGAACUCUACCCGAAGGGCGAAGAACAGCUAGGCCUUCUUGAAAAGGACAUUUUGAUUUGUAAAAUGCGACCUGGGCAUGAGAUCCACUGCAUAAUGCAUGCAGUAAAGGGUAUUGGCAAGGAUCACGCUAAAUUUUCGCCUGUUGCCACUGCAACGUAUCGAUUGCUGCCUGACAUUCAACUAACGAAACCGAUAAAAGGAGACCAGGCAGAGCUAUUAAAAACAUGUUUCAGUCCUGGUGUAAUUGAACUGGUGGAAAACCGAAAGGGGGAGAUCGAGGCUCGAGUGAAAAAUGCACGAUACGACAGCUGUUCGAGGAAUGUCUUUCGCCAUGAUAGUCUCAAAGAUGCUGUUCAACUCAGCAGAGUUCCAGAUCAUUUUAUAUUUAACGUGGAGACACUGGGAGCUCAACCUCCCCACCAGCUAUUCCUCGACGCUGUGAAAACCCUAAAAGGAAAAUGCAGAUAUUUCCUGGAGGAACUGGAGAUGCUCAAUCAACAGGAUCAAAAUAAAUAUUAAAAGUUCUGUAAAUGUGAAGUUUA
Messenger RNA from Diachasma alloeum, 1123 nucleotides. RefSeq names its product DNA-directed RNA polymerases I and III subunit RPAC1 (gene Polr1C). Gene Ontology annotation, molecular function: DNA binding; protein dimerization activity. Gene Ontology annotation, cellular component: RNA polymerase I complex; RNA polymerase III complex. NCBI's taxonomy places the organism in Eukaryota, Metazoa, Arthropoda, Insecta, Hymenoptera, Braconidae. Gene Ontology annotation, biological process: DNA-templated transcription. The record is from RefSeq and is a predicted model, not a curated record. Bases 57 to 1100 code for a protein of 347 amino acids. The transcript has 7 exons.